Molecule: messenger RNA, 1101 nt
Organism: Lathyrus sativus (Indian pea)
Lineage: Eukaryota; Viridiplantae; Streptophyta; Magnoliopsida; Fabales; Fabaceae
Source: the annotation of a GenBank genome assembly
AUGGCUAUCCGAGUAACCUUCUCCUUCUCAGGCUAUGUCGCCCAAAAUCUAGUUUCCUCCGCCGGCGUUCGAGUCGCUAAUUCUCGUUGUGUCCAAGAAUGCUGUAUCCUAUCUCGCAUCUUCGGAACCAACCAGAAACGCGAUCUCGAACGUUCCGGCGGCGUUCGCAGUCUCUACCCCGAUCUCCGGAGACCUAAAAACUCACCUGUUUCCGCUUAUUCUACCCUCGCCGGAGAGAUUCUCUCCGAAGGCUGUACGAAUCCGAUCGUAUUAGGUUUGAUUUCGAUGAUGAAGUCAACGAGUGUUGUAUCGGGGUCAACUUCGGCGGCUAUGGGUAUUAUGGGUAUUGCACCGUUCAAAACCUCUUCGAUUAUACCCUUUUUGCAGGGUUCGAAGUGGCUUCCUUGUAACGAGUCUGUUCCCGAACCUACAACGUGGGAGGUUGAUAAAGGUGGAACGGAGUGUGUUACUGUUUCUAACCCAAAAUCGCGUUUGAGUCAAAAAGAGACUAGUGGUUGGAUAUCGAAGUUGUUGAGUGUUUGUUCAGAAGAUGCUAAAGCUGUGUUCACGGCUGUUACUGUUAGUAUACUGUUUAAAUCGUUUUUGGCUGAGCCUAAAUCUAUUCCUUCUGCUUCUAUGUAUCCAACUCUUGAAGUUGGUGAUCGUGUUUUAACAGAAAAGUUUUCAUUCUUCUUUAGAAAGCCAGAUGUUUCUGAUAUUGUGAUUUUCAAAGCACCUCCUUGUUUGAAGAAAUUUGGUUUUAGUUCAUCUGAUAUAUUUAUAAAAAGGGUUGUGGCUAAGGCUGGUGAUGUUGUGGAAGUUCGUGGUGGGAAACUACUAGUGAACGGUGUUGCUGAAGAAGAGGAGUUUGUAUUGGAACCUCUUGCUUAUGAGUUGGCUCCAAUGGUUGUGCCAGAAGGGCACGUGUUUGUGAUGGGGGACAAUCGUAACAAGAGUUUUGAUUCUCAUAACUGGGGUCCACUCCCGAUCGAGAACAUAGUUGGCAGGUCCAUGUUUCGCUACUGGCCUCCAUCCAAAGUUGCGGAAACUGUCUCUGUUCAUAACACCCCACCUGGAAAUAAAUCUGUGGCAGUUUCUUGA